Messenger RNA from Tilletiaria anomala UBC 951, 1199 nucleotides. RefSeq lists its product as uncharacterized. Lineage: Eukaryota; Fungi; Basidiomycota; Exobasidiomycetes; Georgefischeriales; Tilletiariaceae. Bases 128 to 895 code for a protein of 255 amino acids. The record is from RefSeq and is a predicted model, not a curated record. The transcript is spliced from 2 exons.
UAUCAUUCUCUUAUCUUUGCUCAUCCAAGGCAAAACACGCCAAAGCAACGAGCUCGGCGACGCAAUCCAAGUCCUCAGUAAGGCAAUCUCAACCAAUAAAUCUAACAAAGGGGAGAGGCCCCAAGUCAUGCCCAGAACUCUCACCAGAAAGAAAAUCAGCCGCGCUGCCAAUUAUGGCUCCGGCUCAGCCCAGGAGAAAGGGCAGGCCAAGAGUGCAAGGACUCAAAAUGGGGAUGAGACCGCCGUCGACGCCGCUGGUGACACAUCUCAGCUCACAAACGCAGACACAGAAGCAGCCGAUGCGGGCCAUGGUCAUAUUCACGAAUCUACAGUCAAGCAGGCCGACGUGCACGUCACAUUUCCUGCUGCGCAUGAGCUGCUGCAGGGUGAGAGUCCGGCCUACGGUGCCAGCCAGCUCGAUCUCGAUCUCGCGCGCGGUGUUGCGGCGGACAUGGCCCCGGCCCAGGACCUAAGUUGCGCAACUCAGAGUCAAGAUUUGUUCAUCGUUGAAGAAGCAGACCAUGCGCGAGUCCGCGGGUCCCAGCUCGCGGAGCAUACGCCAGACGCGCCUGUCGACGUCGUCGUCGAAGGUACGUCACGCUCGGACCAUAGCAGUUCGGUCGAAGUUGAGCAAGGCGCCGCUGCGUCCGCCUCCGCUGCUGAUCACGGCGAGGAGCUCGAUGAUGGCUGCAGUGACGACCAACGUGGCGACGGAACGCAAGGAGAUCUUCAGGCGACGACGAUGACGAUGCCGCGGUCGCCGCUGAGCAGGGCAAAGCAGAUCGCGCACAAGGCACAGGAGACGAAACGCAAGAAAAGGGAGACAAAGCUGAGGGCGCUUGCGAAGGCUCGGAGGGUGCGUGAGACGCAGCACCGGCAACAUGUCGGCGUGUGACAAAGGUCUCAAAAGACAUAUGACUCAUGGGACGAUAGCGGAGGUGUUCCUCGCAGAACCUUGGGGCCUCCGCGUGAACGUUCCAAUGACUGCAGUGCGCUAGUGUACAUGAAUGCCGGCACGCGUAUGAGUGGACGUGGUCGGUGUGUCAGUUCAGCUGACACCCGUCGGGCCUUAUGCACCUGACAAUCGAGACUUACACAGCUCUCAGAAUGGCUAAAUACGGCGCGUAGAGCACAUCUUUGUUACUUCCCCAGGCAUCCUUACUGGCGAGCUUGCGCACAGACGCAGCAAGCCGAACGGC